CCCCCCCCCCCAAAAAAAACCCGCGACGAGAGGAUGAUUAGAUGCACCCUUCAAUCCCUCGACGAGAGGAUGACCAGAAGGAUUUUUUCCACGCGCGAUACCGGAGGGAGUAGGGAGGGUGUCGCACCCACCGCCGGCGGAGGGAGCAGGAAGGGGGCGGCGGAGGGAGCAGGAAGAGAGACCCGCGGCGGUCGGGCGGAGGGAAGCAGCGGCUCGUAUUCAAGCGUGCGAAGCGUCGGGGCCUCGCAGAUCAGGCUAGUGGGAGGCGGAGCGUCGGGGCAGGCAGCUGGGAGGCGGCCUGGUCCUGGCCGCCAGAGCGGCGAGCGCGCGGCCGGGGCGGACUCGGCGGCCGAGAGGUGCGGCAGGGGGCGGAGGGAGGCAUGGCGCAGGCCGGCCGAGACGAGCGGCGGUGGGCGGAGGGAGGCAGGGCGGCCGGCGUGCCCUGAGCUGCGCAGGUACGCAGGCAAAAGAGUAGAGGACGCGCCGGCGCAGUACCAAAAGAAAGGAGAAGAAAAAGGAAGUUUCGUGGAAGCCGCCUGGUGUGAAAGAAGAGUGAAGAUGUGAACUGAGGACGUUGGAGUCAAAUGUUGCGGGUACUGCAGGAGGAGGCGUGCUCGUUUUUCCACGCUCAAACAGAGGGCUGUCGUUGCCGGACGAUCGACAUCGGACGGCGGACUGAAAUCUGGACGACGUGGACCUUCUAGCUGGCAGCGAAGCCUACGCGCUCACAUAUAGAAA
Molecule: messenger RNA, 738 nt
Organism: Panicum virgatum (switchgrass)
Lineage: Eukaryota; Viridiplantae; Streptophyta; Magnoliopsida; Poales; Poaceae
Exons: 3
Coding region: 34-564 (176 amino acids)
Source: RefSeq, a predicted model, not a curated record